UGGGCGUGUUAGCUACAGCAGGAAGAGGAGGAGGUCAAGUGCUCUGCGAGAGUUUCGAAAACGUGAGGCUGCCGUCCAGAAGGCAAGACACACACAGAUAAACAAUCCUAUCGGAGUUUCUGUGGCAGCCAAGAUGUUUCAGUCUGCGCCCCGGCGGCCGCUGUGUGAGCUCGGUGUGCAUGCAGCGAGGCUCCAGAGCACCAGUUCGUUCAGACGGGGCGUCAGGGAGGCUCAGCCCGGCAGAGACACAUGGCUGGGCAGACGGGUAGGCCUCCUGCUGUCCUGGCUCCACCGAGCGGGGCUGGGUGCGGGUGAGGCCGCGGCGUCCGACAAGAAGAAGAAGCAGGGCUUGCUCUCCAUAUUUGCCAACCACUGCAGCUUCGUGACCGGCCAGAGGCUCCGACGUGCAUACCAGAUCGGCGAGCUUUACUCCAACCUGUACUCGGAGAGGACCAGGUGGACCUUAGUUGGGAACAUAUGGCGCAGACUUCAGAGCAAGCACGCCCCGACCGGGAAACUCGUCGCGGCCCUAGCUGGUGUCUUCAUGUGGGAGAACGAGAAGAUUCAAGAUGAAGAAAUUCGCAGGUGUGGACUUGAACUGCAAGCAUUGGAGAGCGUGAGGCGUCUGAGCACAUCGCCAGGGACCUUGGCAGCACAAGUGGAACCUGGCUGGGAAGUCGUGAUGGAUAAGAGGGACUUCAAAGUGUGGAAGCGGCCAAUCCCUGGCAGUCACCUAUAUGAAUACAGAGUGUUGGGCUCCUACAACGACGUCACCCCAAGACAGUUCUUCAAUGUUCAGUUGGAUACAGAGUACAGGAAGAAGUGGGAUUCUCUGGUUAUCAAGCUUGAGGUGGUGGAUCGAGAUGCCAGUUCAGGCUCAGAGGUUGUGCACUGGGCCACACACUUUCCCUAUCCCAUGUACUCAAGGGACUAUGUGUAUGUACGCCGCUAUGAUGUUGACUUGGAGAACAAUCUGAUGAUCUUGGUUUCCAGAGCUGUUCAACAUCCUCGAGUCCCAGAGUCUCAGGAAUUUGUGAGAGUCCAUUCGUACCAGUCAAAGAUGGUUAUUCGCCCCCACAAGUCCUUUGAUGAGAAUGGAUUUGAUUACCUGCUGACGUACAGCGAUGACCCUCAGACUGUCUUUCCCCGUUACUGUGUGAGCUGGAUGGUGUCUAGUGGUAUGCCUGAUUUCCUGGACAAGUUGCAUACUGCCGCCUUGAGGGCCAAGAACCUGGAGGUGGGGAUCCAGGACUAUGUAAGUGUCAUAAAGCCCAGCGACAGCAACCGCCAGCCGAGCCAGGAGCGCCUCACGGGGGAAAACACACGCACAGGCGAUCCUGGGCAGAUCUAUGCCUGAAAUGGACAUCAUAUUAAGGGAGAGUAUGUUAGUGUUUUUUCACCUGCACUUGAACACAAAUUAAAUCCUCCAGCGCCACGCCAAGUUUAUGGAUACAUCUCGGUAAGCGGGAACGUCAAAUGGUUACAACCUAUGCUGAAGAUGUGCUCAUGUCCAUCCACUGACACGGAAUUACUGCAGAUGAGAAGUCAUGAGAAAACAGACUGCAUAUGUGAGGGCAUUUUCACCCUUUUUAAUCCUUUUGCUAAUAUUACAUGUAGUGGUAUUUGCUAUUUGAGCCAAACUACCCUUAUUGUAUAGAUGCUGUUGCCAAAGCAUUGUUUCUCUCAUCAUCAUGUUCCUUCUCCUGCCUGACAUCGUUCACACUACUGGUAACCACAUCACUGUACUACCCUGUUUUCUGACUGGAGUUAGGUGAUUGCCAGAUGUCAUUGAUGGGACGUAUAACAACAUUUCUCACUGGCUUCUGACAGACAGUGUCAUCCAGAAGUUAUGUCGUGGCCUGGCAAAUGAAGAAAAGAGGUGCCCAUGCCUCUGGUGAACACAUGCUAACAUGCCUCUUCAUUGCAUGGACUUAGAGCUACUGGUGUCCUGAUUUGCUUGCAGCAUGAGAGACUGAUCCUCAUAAGAUAGAACUGGAUGGACAAAAUAAAAUGACUCUACACAACAAAGCAUUUGGAUUGAGUGGGAAAGGUUUUCCAUAGGACUGGAGAUGAAUAUUCUUGAGCCUCAGUGGCUUGUUCACGUGGGGAUUGCAGUGUUUUGCUGUCAGCACAGCCCAGGUUUCACGCUGUCCGUCCCACUGCGUCUGAGUGACUGAAACUGCCAGCGUUGACAAAACAGCCUUCUAAAGAUAACCAGUCCUUCACCAUUAGGGGCGUAGUGUCUUAUGACAACCACAUAAUCCUCAGAUGCAAAGGUAUUGACGUGCUAACUCAACAACACGCAUUUUAACUAAACUGUUGCCCUUAUCAGAGUAACUUAUAGCACUUGUGCCACCCUCAGAGCAUUUGCAUUUCAUUUGAGUUUAAAUCAUAGAUGAAACUAUCCCAUUUCAACUCAGACACACCCUGCUGUUAACUGUUGUAGCAGACUGCACUAUAGUGUGGACUAGUGGAGUAAUGGGUGUUUGUGUUUCCCAUCUGUUACUGUAGACCCUGCACAUUCACACAGCCAUAGUCUAACUUAAGUAGCGCAUAUACUCUUGCGCUUUGUAACAUUUCCCUCUGGAUCAAUGUGAUUCUAAUAUAUAUUUUUUUGUUUUGUUUUCUUCUCUCACAGUUAACUUUGUUAAACGUGUAUGUCCUGCUGAAACAUGUACGACCCUAUCAUCCUUUUUGCUGCAGGUGUUAUGAAUGUACACAUACAUGCUGUGGAAUAUAGCAGCCUAAUUAACUACACUGUUUACAGCCUGACAAUCUGGCGCAAAUACCUUGACAUCCAUUUGUUCAAAAAAUGUCUCAUCUUGUACUAAACUCUGGCAUCUAAUUUGUUGUAGGUGUACAUGAGAAUGAAUGGUACAGCUUCACAGUACUCCGUUAUAGUUCGAAAGAAGGUCCACGUUUGUGAAGGAAAUCCUACAUGUACAUGUUUUAAAUAUUAGAUCAUAUAUCCCCAUGAUGUCUAAAAUAUGAAUAGUUUCUAUCAGGUGUUUCAUGGCUUGUUUAAACAAAAGCUGUCUGUGUACGAUGGAAGACAUGCACGAUAUGUUAAGUAUGUGGGGGGAAAAAAAAGAAAUUUCUCUCAUUGUUUGACUUUUCUCUUGUCGUGGUCAAACAGAGCCAUGAGAUAUAUUGAAGUGAGCAUAAUUACAUAAUUGAACAAUAUGCAAUGUUUGAUGAUGUUCAGCUUGCGAAUGUAACAUUCUGGUGUGCUCUCAUUGUAGACACCUGUGUGCCACCUGCAGUAGUCCAAAAGUGUGUUGUCAUAUACUGUUUUUUUUGUUUUGUUUGUUUUGUUUGUUUGUUUUUUUCCUGCAAGCGGAUUAACUUUUGUUGUAAUUAUCAAAUGUUAACUAAGAAGCAGUAUAGUAAAUAGAAAAAGGAAAAUUGUACAAGCCAGUGCACUUGUAACCCUGUGAUUUACAAAUGAUGAAAUGGAACAACUAAUAAGUUCAAAUAAAACGAUUUUCAAGUGUA
This is a messenger RNA of Myripristis murdjan (pinecone soldierfish), 3495 nucleotides long. It is a transcript of the gene stard7, whose product is annotated as StAR related lipid transfer domain containing 7. Bases 134 to 1357 code for a protein of 407 amino acids. The record is from RefSeq and is a predicted model, not a curated record. NCBI's taxonomy places the organism in Eukaryota, Metazoa, Chordata, Actinopteri, Holocentriformes, Holocentridae. Gene Ontology annotation, molecular function: lipid binding. The transcript is spliced from 9 exons.